This is a messenger RNA of Kluyveromyces marxianus DMKU3-1042, 801 nucleotides long. RefSeq names its product Luc7p (gene LUC7). The coding region runs from base 1 to 801 and encodes 266 amino acids. The record is from RefSeq and is a predicted model, not a curated record. Gene Ontology annotation, molecular function: mRNA binding. Gene Ontology annotation, biological process: mRNA splice site recognition. Gene Ontology annotation, cellular component: U2-type prespliceosome; U1 snRNP. The transcript has a single exon. Lineage: Eukaryota; Fungi; Ascomycota; Saccharomycetes; Saccharomycetales; Saccharomycetaceae.
AUGAGUGCAAUACUGGAACAACGGAAGCUGAUAUCGCAGCUUAUGUCGUCGGCAGCGACGUCUCAUGGGCUUUCAUCACCAUCGACAUGUAAAUCGUUUGUCGUAGGUCAUUGCCCAUAUGAACUAUUCCAGGGAACCAAACAGCCAAUGGGCCAGUGCACACGCAUACAUUCUCUAUCACAUAAGAUGCAAUACGAAAGAGACUUAAAGAAGGGCAAAACGUAUCCGGAAUUUGACCUCGAGCAUUACUCUAUAUUGAAGAAGAUAGUGCAUGACUGCGAUGUACAAAUAGAAAUGGCACACAAGAAACUCCAGCACCAUGAGGAGCAUCACAAACUAACAGCCAUGCUACAAGAACUUAACCAGCUUGAAUCUAAAUGUGCGUUGAUGCUUUCUGAGAUCGAUAUGCUGAUACAACACGGAGAAGUUAUGAAAGCCAUGGUGCAGAGUUGCAAGUACAAUAAGCUGCAAAAGGAGAGAGAUGCGCUUAGCGAGAGGUGCAGGAAUAUGAACGAAAAUAUUGGACAAAGUGCACAACAAAAAUUACAGGUGUGCCGUGUGUGUGGGGCUUUUCUAUCGAGACUAGAUACUGACAGAAGAUUAGCAGACCACUUCAUGGGGAAAGUUCACUUAGGAUACGUUAUCAUGCGUAAAGAACUUGAAAUGUGCCGUAAGCGGCUCCAUGAACAGGGAAGGGAUGUGAACUCAUAUACUCACUACACUAGAAAGCCUCAUAGGCAUGGAAAUGCCCAUUCAAACCAUCAAAUGCAUGCAUAUACUCGCAAGUCAUAUAGGUCAUGA